AUGCUGGAGAACACGCCCCGGCUGCCUGUCCGGCAGCUGCUUAUUCUGUCAAUAUGUCGCUUCGCUGAGCCAGUGGUGCUCACUUCCGUGCUUCCCUACCUGCCCGAAAUGAUCGAAUCCCUCCACAUCCCACCCGCCCUCGUCCCGAAAUACGUCGGUCUCACCACCGCCAUCACCUCCCUCUCGCAAGCCACCAUGGCCAUAACCUGGGGCUCCCUCUCCGACACCUACGGCCGCAAACCCAUCAUCCUCCUCGGCCUCUUCUUCACCAUGUUUUUCUCGCUCGUCUUCGGCUUCUCCACCUCCCUGCCCAUGCUGAUCAUCUCGCGCGGCUUUCUGGGCCUGAUGAACGGCAACGUCGGCAUCAUCCGCACCAUGGUCGCCGAGAUGGUGCCCCAGAAGGAGCUCCAGCCCAGAGCGUUCAGCGUCAUGCCGUUGGUGUGGACCGUGGGGAGUAUCUUUGGGCCGGCGUUUGGGGGCGCGCUGGCCAAGCCGGUGGAGAAAUUCGGGAGUGUGUUUGGGGGGGACGAGGGGCUUUGGGGGAGGUUUCCGUUUGCGUUGCCGAAUGUAUUGGCGGCGGGGUUUUUUGUGGUGGGGAUUGCGACGGGGUGGUUGUUUUUGGAGGAAACACUCGCCUCCAAAAAGAACCAGCGCGACCACGGCCUCGUCCUGGGCCGCGCACUCACAUCCUGCGGACGACACCGAGACGAGAAGACACAGUCUCUGGGGCGCGACGACGAGAGAACCGCCCUGCUGCGCGACGCGCCCAAGACAGCCAAAAAGCCCGCCAAAAAGCCCAGCUGGGCGGACGUGUUCUCGCCCCAGUCGAAGCUCAUCCUGCUCGCCUACUCGCUCAUGUCGAUGCACACGAUGGCGUUCGAUUCCCUGCUGCCGGUGUUUCUGCAUACGCCGGUGCAGCAGAUCGAUGGCAAUCCGGACGUGCGGCUGCCGUUUAAGUUUGUGGGGGGGUUUGGGGAUAUAGACUCCCAAACAAUCGGCACCUUCUACACCCUCAUCGGCAUCCUCGGAAUGCUCAUCCAGUUCCUCAUCUUCCCCAUCGCCGCGCACCGGCUCGGCAUCCUGCCGUGCCUGAAGAUCGUCGUCCUCAUCUUCCCGCUCCUCUACCUGCUGACGCCCUUUACGGCCCUCGUGCCCUCUCCUUCCUUCCGCAACGUGACCAUCUUCUUCCUCAUGCUGGGCAAGCUGUCCGCCUCCAUCUUCGGCUUCCCGUGCAUCACCGUGCUGCUGACCAACUCGGCGACCAGCCUGGGGGUCUUGGGGACGUUGAACGGGGUGGGAACCAGUUUCAGUGCGAUUGGGCGCGCGGUCGGGCCGGCGUUGACCGGACAGGCGUUUUCGUGGGGCUUGAGGGAGGGGUUCAUUGUUGUGCCGUGGUGGUUGCUGGCGCUGUUUGGGGCGGUAAGUGCCGUGCCGGUGUUUUGUGUCGUAGAGGGGGAUGGGUUUGAUGGGGGUGCUGGUGAUGAUGAGGAGGAGGAAGUUGAGGUGGAGGAAGAGGUGGAGGAAGAGGAGAGAGGGAGGGGAAGGACGGGGUAUGGAGCCGUGGCGUCGCGGUGA
Molecule: messenger RNA, 1575 nt
Organism: Aspergillus heteromorphus CBS 117.55
Lineage: Eukaryota; Fungi; Ascomycota; Eurotiomycetes; Eurotiales; Aspergillaceae
Product: MFS transporter
Exons: 6
Coding region: 1-1575 (524 amino acids)
Biological process (GO): transmembrane transport
Molecular function (GO): transmembrane transporter activity
Source: RefSeq, a predicted model, not a curated record